ACCGAAAAAGGGCACAAGAAGAAGACCGACUCAGAAGCUCUGUUUCUGUUUUGUCAACAAGUUUCUGUUUUUCUUUAAGUUAAGCCGUCUUCCGUAGUCUAUGUCCAUGAUGGAGGUGGACCAGAUGCCCCUGGCCGACGUCGUCUUCGUGAUCGAAGGCAGCGCCAUCAACGGGGCCUACAUCAACGAGCUGAAGACGAACUACAUUCUGCCGACUCUGGAGCACUUUACGACGGGCUCGAUCGACGAACGAGAGUAUCUGAUCGCGGAGCGUUUCGCUACUCUUUACGGGAUUGUGGUCUAUCGCACGGCCGCCAAUCUGCUGGAGCCCAUUUGCUCCACCUAUGGCCCCUUCCUGCAGCCGCAAAAGGUCAUGGAGACUAUAGAGCGCCUGCCGCUGGUCGGCGGCGGAAUGGAGUCCUGUGCCCACAUGGCAGAGGGAUUUGCAGCAGCGCAUGGCUGCUUCGACGACUUCGCCAAGCAUCGCCAGAUGAUUGACCAGACCAGCGUCCAGCGUCACUGCAUCCUCAUCUGCAACAGCCCGCCCUACCAGAUGCCCACCACAGAGUCCUGGAAGUACCAGGGCAAAACCUGCGAGCAGCUGGCCUCCAUGUUCAACGAACAAAAGAUAAAUCUCUCGAUCAUAGCUCCCCGGAAGAUGCCCGUACUCUUCAAGCUCUUCAUGAAGGCCGACGGGGACCAACCCAUAACGAGCAAGAACUACGCGAAGAACAUUCGCCAUUUGGUCCUUCUCAAGGGUUAUAGCCUCAAGGAGCGGGCUCCGAGUCCGAACAGUAUGGCUGCUCAAAUGGCAGCGCCCAACGCUGCCCAGGCUGUGGCUCAGCAGCAGCAGCAGCAACAACCACAGAAUCCUGCGGUUCAGCAGCAGCCGGGUGGUGGUAUGCCCAUGGACACUAAUCCUGCACAGCAGCAGCAACAACAGCCACAGCAGGGCAAUCCGCAACAGCAACAGCAGGUGCUGAACAUGAACCCGAUGCAGCAGCCCCAGCAGCAGCCCGGUCAGAAUCCCCAAGCGGGACUCCUCAAUCCCCAGCAGCAGCAACAACUUAUUCAGCAACAGCAGCAGCAGCAACAGCAGCAAAAUCAGUUUGUGCCGAAUCAGAUGCAGAAUCCCAACUUUCCGGGCCAAAACCGGUGGAUGUAUCCCAACCAGCCGGGCCAGCAGCGUCCUCCAUUCAUGCAGGGUGCUGGGAAUGUAGGACAAGGCGGCGGAAUGCAGUUGCAGCAGCAGCAGAACCCCAACUCGGCAUUAAUCUCACGCAUAAAUGCACCACCGCCUAACCAAACUGUCAACUCGCUGCAACAGCAGCAGCAGCAGGCUCAGCAACAGCAACAGCAGCAACAACAGGUCCAACAGCAACAGCAGCAGGCUCAACAGCAACAGCAACAACAGGCCCAGCAGCAGAGGAUGCAGAUGAUCAGCCAGCAACAGAUUCUGAACCAUCAACAAAUGCAGCAACAGCAACAAUUGGCGCAGCAGCAACAGCAGCAGCAGCAGGGACAACAGCAACAAGGAAAUCCGAAUAACCCCGGAAAUAAUAUGAUGCCGGCUGUUUCAAAUGCUGGAAACAUGCCCAAUCCCCAACAGCAACAGCAGCAGCAGCAGGUGGGCCAGCAAGCAAAUCCCCAACAACAAGGUAAUCCUCAGCAGCAACAGCAGGCGAAUCCGCAGCAGGAACAGGCUUCCCUAAGAGAGAAGAUCUGGACAGGCAUCUUAGAGUGGUCGGAGAAACCGAAAUCAGAUCAGCAGAAAAUUCCUCACACUCUCCAGUGCACGGUAUGCACCAAUAUUAAGGACGGAGAGCCGGAAAUCAAGGCCGAAAACUGGCCUCCCAAACUCCUGAUGCAGCUGAUGCCCAAGCACUUGGUGGGCAACAUUGGUGGUCAGUUCCUCAAGGACUCGAAGAUGGUUGUUUUCCGGCCAACACCGGGCGAGGCGCUCGAUUCGCUCGCCAAGAUGAUGACGUCCGGGUACGCAGGUUGCGUCCACUUCUCAUCCAUUCCCAACUCGCCGGCAUGCGAGCUCAAGGUUCUCAUCCUUCUCUACACUCCGGAUCGGAAUGCGUUCCUCGGAUUUAUUCCCAAUAACCAGGCGAUGUUCGUGGAGCGGCUGAGGAAGGUUAUUCAACAGAAGCAGCACGGGAGCAUGCAACAGCAACAGCAGCAGCAGCAACAGCAGAUGCUGCAGCAACAGGGCAAGUCGCCAAUGGAGCUCCAACAGCAGCAGCAACAACAACAGCAGCAGCAGCAGAUGCAGCAGGACAACUCGCAGCAACAGCAACAGCACUACAAUCAGUAUCAGAUGAACAUGCAGAUGGGCGGAGGUGGGCCAGGUGGUGGACCCGGUCCCGGCGGAAUGCCCAUGCAGCAGAACCAGAUGCAGAUGAACAUGAUGCAGCAGCAGCAGCGGAUGCCCCUGGGGGUUGGACCCGGCGGCGUUCCUAAUCCCAACUUGCAGCAGCAGUUGCAGCAAGUGGCCCCCAAUGUGGCGGCCAUGCAGCAGCAGCAGCAGGCCCAGCAACAGCAGCGCAUGGUCCGCCCCAUGAUGAGCAACAACAAUCCGGGACUGCGCCAGCUCCUGCAGCACCAGAACACGCCCGUCAACCAGUUUCGGCCCCAGAUGGGCGGCCAAAAUCCAAAUCAAAUGGGCGCCGGUGGUCCGAUGGUUGGCAAUCGAAAUUUUGACGACGGAAGUUACGAGUUUAUGUAGGAAGUAAUAUUAAUUUUUAUAGGAGUUCGCAAUUUCAUACAAUUCAUUAUUUAAAUAAAAUAUAAAUAAUAUAAAUCCCUACUUCUCUGUAACAAGAACAACUUCGAAAGACAAGUGAUCUUAAAAGGAAAAUGAAACUUUUUAUUUUUGGUUUCAAUUUUAUUUGAUAUCCACUAAGUAUGGGAUUCCUAUCAGUAUCUGUUGAUUCGCUUCACUAACUUUAACCCUAGAUGGACGAGGUGGCGUAAUCGGCCGGGAAUUUGAAGAUGUGCUUGCCGGUGGCCUGGACUGAGGGGAGGAGGCCAGCAUUGGGAAUGAUGUUCCAUGAGAGGUAGAGGGACACGUUCCGGUUAUCCUUAAGACCGUUGCCGUCGUCCCAGAAGUAGUACUUGGUGUUCAUGUUUUUGAAGUCCAGAACGGCGUUGUCGCCGCGAAGGAUGAUCUUGUCCCAGAGCACCACCUGGUUGAGCUGGUUGGCCGGCGUCUUGUACUCGGCGGUCAGAUACAGGAACAGCUGCUUCACGUUCCAGUUGAACACGUCGGUCAGGUUCGUCUGCAAAUCAAAGGUGACGUAGCCCAGAUCGUGUUUCUCGCGGGAAGCUCCAUAAUCCGGCACAUUCUUCACCAGCACCCGGACCGUGUUAAUUGAGGCGUCGGUGCGGUAGUCGAGAAAGACGGUGGACAGGAAGCAACUGAAGGUGAGGCAGGCUAGGACGCUCAGCGUAUACGCCACGGUGGCGUUUCCCCGGGUCAAAACCGUAUGCAUCGUUAAAUAUUCGUCGUUUCCUUUUUCCUGGAGUCUAAAUCGGCAAAA
Molecule: messenger RNA, 3545 nt
Organism: Drosophila ananassae
Lineage: Eukaryota; Metazoa; Arthropoda; Insecta; Diptera; Drosophilidae
Product: mediator of RNA polymerase II transcription subunit 25
Exons: 1
Coding region: 101-2731 (876 amino acids)
Biological process (GO): positive regulation of transcription by RNA polymerase II
Cellular component (GO): transcription regulator complex; mediator complex
Source: RefSeq, a predicted model, not a curated record